Molecule: messenger RNA, 1214 nt
Organism: Cuscuta epithymum
Lineage: Eukaryota; Viridiplantae; Streptophyta; Magnoliopsida; Solanales; Convolvulaceae
Source: the annotation of a GenBank genome assembly
GAAGAAGACUUGAUUCUCAUAAAUUACAUUUCUAAUCAUGGUGAAGGUGUUUGGAACUCUCUAGCUCGAUCUGCUGGUCUGAAACGAACGGGGAAGAGUUGUCGGCUCCGGUGGCUGAACUACCUCCGACCAGACGUCCGGCGGGGAAAUAUAUCGCCGGAAGAACAACUUUUGAUUAUGGAACUGCAUGCAAAGUGGGGAAAUAGGUGGGCGCAAAGUCAAAUUUUAAGGUGGUCGAAAAUAGCGAAACACUUGCCGGGAAGAACAGAUAAUGAGAUAAAGAAUUUCUGGAGGACUAGGAUCCAGAAGCACAUGAAGCACCAGCAGGACGGCGCCGCCGAAGAAGACCAGUGUAUGAUGAUGACGGAAGCCGGAGCGCCGCACCAACCGCCGCCGCAGCAAAGCUUCUCCUGCUACGACCACCAGCUGCGGCCGCAGAACAACAAUGACGAUACUGCAUGUACAAGCCAAGCUUCUGCGGGUACCAGCAGCUGCUGCAUGGAGUACUCCCCGAUGUCCUACACCGCCGCCGCCGCCAGCUGCUGUAGCAGCAUGGAUGCCGCCGCCGCCACUGCCUUCCAGCACGGAACAUUCCCCACCGAAUCCAACGACAACAUGUGGAGCAUGGAAGACCUGUGGAACAUGCAGCUCCUUAAUGGAGAUUAGUUAAUUAAUUUACUUCAUUCGGAUUAUAAUAUUAAUUGCAUGAAGCAUGGACAUUGAUCAUAAAGCCAUAAACCCUAGCUUAGCUUAGCUUAGCUAGCUAGCAUAUAUAUUCCGCCGUCCUAGUCUGUAUGCUAUGUACGUACGCAGUGGAGCUGUGGAGAAUCAGAAGACAGAAAAAGGACUCGGUCGAAACUUAACCUAAUACACAAUAAAAAUAAUGAUGGAUCGUUUUUUAGUAAUACUCUAGUUAAAUGUUUCACAUGUGGUUUAGAUAAAUUGUAGUUAUAGUGAGACUAAUAGAGUUAAGAUAUGAUGUGUGUGUGUGAUCAUAGACAUUAUAAUUAACUUCAGGUGUAUGAUGAUCUGAGUGAAUUAGACACUAUUUUUAAAAAUUGAGAAGAGGGGCCGCCCUAGGGACAGGGGCCCUAGGCCCAAAAAAUGAAAAAAUAGGUCCAAUUUUAGUUCAUUAUAAUAGGUGUGACCAUGUGAGUAGGCCGAUUUCGGCCCUUAACUAAUAAUUUUUCAGAUGAAAUUGUUUGAGGUGCUUC